Miscanthus lutarioriparius is the source of this 777-nucleotide messenger RNA. NCBI's taxonomy places the organism in Eukaryota, Viridiplantae, Streptophyta, Magnoliopsida, Poales, Poaceae. The record is from the annotation of a GenBank genome assembly.
AUGGGGAACAUCUUCGUGAAGAAGCCCAAGAUCACUGAAGUCGACAGGGCCAUCCUCACCCUCAAGACCCAGCGCCGCAAGCUCGCCCAGUUCCAGCAGCAGGUCCGCCUCCGCCCCUUCCCCUCCAAUCGCCUCGCCUUCCGCGGCACCCUGCCCUAUCUUGAGCUACGGAUGCUUGAGAAGGUAAUCGAAGCAGAAAAGGAAGCUGCACGGCAGCUGGUUCAACAGAAGAAGAGAGACAGAGCUUUGAUUGCUCUGAAGAAGAAGAAAGCUCAGGAAGAGCUGUUGAAACAAGUUGACACAUGGCAAAUGAAUGUUGAACAACAGCUGGCAGAUAUUGAACUAACAAGUAAACAAAAGGCUGUAUUUGAAAGCCUGAAGGCUGGAAACGCUGCCCUUAAGUCUAUACAGAAUGAGAUAAACAUUGAUGAUGUCCAAAAGCUGAUGGAUGACACAGCCGAGGCUAAGGCUUAUCAAGAUGAAAUAAAUGCUGUUCUGGGCGAGCAGCUCUCAGCUGAGGAUGAAGAAGCUGUUAUGGCCGAGUUUGAAAAUUUGGAAGCUCAGCUUGCCGUUGAGUCUUUGCCAGACGCUCCUGUUAGUGAAGUACGACCUGAAGAGAAAAUGAAAGGUCCGGCUGACACAGAAGCUGCACCUGAGGACAUCGAUGAGGUUAUUGAGCUUCCUGAUGUGCCUACGAAAGUGCCAGAGAGGCCUGAAGCUCCAGGAAUGACCAAAGGUUUUGAUCUCGUGUUAUUAUCGCAUUCUAUAUUUUGUUAG